This is a messenger RNA of Spodoptera frugiperda (fall armyworm), 898 nucleotides long. RefSeq lists its product as uncharacterized. The transcript is spliced from 5 exons. The record is from RefSeq and is a predicted model, not a curated record. NCBI's taxonomy places the organism in Eukaryota, Metazoa, Arthropoda, Insecta, Lepidoptera, Noctuidae. Bases 14 to 865 code for a protein of 283 amino acids.
UUUAAAUUGCAAAAUGUACGUAAUCUGUGUCACAGUGCUACUAUUUGGUAUUACAGAUGCGAGAGUCUACUGCCAGGACAAACACGCCGGUCCGUGGAAGCCGCUGGGAAAGACUUGUCAGAUCACAUGCAGUACUAUUGUAACUGCCAUUGAGAAAUUAAAACUCCAAGACUACGAACACUUAAUAACAGACAGAUUCAAAAACAAAAUUAACAUAUCGAACAACGACAUAUUAAACAUAGGCGAAAAUCUAAUAAAGGAAAACAUAGAAAGACAAUCAAACGCAAUGUCUUUGCACAACAACACACGACGCCAUUUAAAACUAUAUAACACGUACCAUAGACUGCUGUCAAACGAGCACUUCCCGCGCGCUUUGGACAAAGAAGCGGGAAAAAUGACAGCUCGAUUGAUGGCCGAAUGUCAAAAUAUAAAAUCAACGUCUAAAACUAAAGACGAUUUUUACAAAAAAUCCUAUUGGGAGAAAUGUCGGAGGAAGUUGUAUAAGAGGGUGGAUGUUUUGUUGCGUUUCAAGAAGUUUUUGAAUAAGUACGCCGAUCCUAAAUAUCAGUUUGACGAUAAGAUGACUAAAGAAAUUCUAGAAACAGUAGACAGUGACCAGACCCGUAGACUAAACCUAGACUUCACGAGCAUAAUGCCAUAUCUGGAGAAAGCACUGCGCUACCAUAAAACAAGGACUGACACUACACUAGUCAGUUUACGUGGAAGUACGUGUUUGGCGAUUUAUCUACCGGGCUGUUAUUGCAAAGCUGGAUACGUAGAAAACCAGGGUCAAUGUGUGAAACCUGAGUCUUGCGUCGAUAGCGAAUUCCCCGCUGAGUACUUAGAAAGAAUUAUAUUAUACUAAGCUUUAAAUAUAAAUCUACGUUGUUUUACUUGU